AUGAAUACAGACUCAGCCAAUGAUAAUGUUUGGGAUGAUAGUGCAUUAAUAGAAGCAUAUGAUAAAGCAAUAUAUUUAGCAAAAGAAGAAGUUAUCAAGCGAAUGGGAAUGGAUGUUGGAAAUUCUCAACCGAAAGAAAACCUACAAAAUCUUAAGCAGCCUAAACACGCAAGCUAUGGUAAUACACAGAAAGUCGAGUUGAGUUCUCUUUUAGAAUCAGAAGGUUUGCAAAGUCAAAUAGCACAACAAAAGAAAGCUUUGGAAGAGAAAUUCAAUGAAGAGAACGAUGAGACUUCAAAUGCGUAUAAACAUCACUUCAUACCGGGACCAUCUUUCAAUUCGAUGACUGAUAUAAUGCCACCUGCACCUCCUUUACCACCACAAUUAAUGGCCAAAUUACCAGAUAAUGAUACAGACGCACUUUCAAGUAUGUUGAUGUCAUGGUAUAUUAGUGGUUACAUGGUAUAUUACACAGGUUAUUACCAUGGUUUGAAACAAGCAAGAAACAAUCAAGAGAACAGGAAGAACUGUUGA
Molecule: messenger RNA, 534 nt
Organism: Bombus huntii
Lineage: Eukaryota; Metazoa; Arthropoda; Insecta; Hymenoptera; Apidae
Product: survival motor neuron protein-like
Exons: 6
Coding region: 1-534 (177 amino acids)
Source: RefSeq, a predicted model, not a curated record